AUGGCGUUGGCAACCGAGCUCCUCCCGUCCGUCGUCGCUCCCGCGGUUCUCGCCUGCUGCGUCCUCCUCUCCUUCGCGUCCGGCGGCGUCGACCGCCACCGGAAGCUCCCCGGCUGGCCCGUCGGCGGCGCGACGUGGUAUGGCCCUGCCAACGGCUCCGGAACCGACGGCGGCGCAUGUGGGUACCAGGGAGACGUCGGGCAGCCGCCGUUCAACUCCAUGAUCGCCGCCGGCAGCCCGUCCAUCUACGAGUCCGGCAAGGGCUGCGGCUCUUGCUACCAGGUGAAGUGCACCGGCAACCCCUCUUGCUCCGGCAAACCGGCGACCGUCGUCCUCACCGACCUCUGCCCCGGCGGCCCGUGUCUCGAAGAGCCCGUCCACUUCGACCUGAGCGGGACGGCGUUCGGCGCCAUGGCCAACCCCGGCCAGGCCGAUCAGCUCCGCAACGCCGGCAAGCUCCAAGUCCAAUACAUCAGGGUGCCGUGCAACUGGCAGGGGGUGGACAUCGCCUUCAGGGUGGACGCCGGAUCCAACCAGUACUACCUCGCCGUGCUCGUCGAGGACGAGGCCGGCGACGGCGACCUGUCGGCGGUGGACCUCAUGCAGCCCGGCGGCGGCGGGGCGUGGGCGGCGAUGCAGCGGUCGUGGGGCGCCGUGUGGAAGUACGACUCCGGGCCGGCGCCGCUGCAGGCGCCGAUGUCCAUCCGCCUCACGUCCGGCUCCGGCAGGACGCUCGUCGCCAGCGACGUCAUCCCCGACGGCUGGCAGCCCGGCGGCACGUACCGGUCUAUCGUGAACUUCAAGUGGAGGGAUUGA
Molecule: messenger RNA, 816 nt
Organism: Oryza brachyantha (malo sina)
Lineage: Eukaryota; Viridiplantae; Streptophyta; Magnoliopsida; Poales; Poaceae
Product: putative expansin-B14
Exons: 4
Coding region: 1-816 (271 amino acids)
Biological process (GO): sexual reproduction
Cellular component (GO): extracellular region
Source: RefSeq, a predicted model, not a curated record